Molecule: messenger RNA, 2910 nt
Organism: Capsaspora owczarzaki ATCC 30864
Lineage: Eukaryota; Filasterea; Ministeriida; Capsasporidae
Exons: 5
Coding region: 74-2839 (921 amino acids)
Source: RefSeq, a predicted model, not a curated record
CGCGACGCGACAAAGCAAAAGAGCCAGAGCACCGCGCGGUCAACCCCCUACCUCAAGCCAGCAAUUCGGGUCGAUGGCACGCUCUUCAUUCUCACCGGCUCGCAUGUGGCUGCUCUGCGCACUGGCGCUGCUUGUUGCUGACCUCGCAAGCGGAACCUCGAGCAACGAUUUUUUCAGCACCUUGGAUAUCACGCUGGACCCACAAACGUCCACCACCGGCACAAGCUUCAGCGCCUACCUCUUUUCGACCACGGCGUGCAGUUCUUGCAUCGGUGCGCAGCUCUAUUCGUUUUCCAAGGGCCUCGCUCGGCCCACCCUGCCCUAUGUCACAAUGACCACAACUGCUGCUGCCUCCGCGCAUUCCCCAAGUUACAUUGGUCUUUUUGUGCGCUACCGAUCCACUCUGGACACUGAUUCAUCUGGUCCUGUGUUCGGCGGCAGUGGUGAUGUUAUCGGGACCGGAAUAACGAAUGAAGAUUUGUCACCUUGCGCCACCGUCUCUCUGAGUUACAACGACGACGACGACGACGGCACCAUCACUAUUGAUCAGAGCAGUAAUGCCGCUGACACGUGCACCCCCAGCGCCACCCCCAGCACUACGCUUUGGCCUGACUGCACCUGGCGAUUCGUGGGCUGGGUGUCGCAUGCCAGCCUCACUACAACCCUGACUGUUCCCUCGGAGUGCACCAGUGGUAAAACACUGACCACGCUUGAUGCAUAUCGUCUUUUCCAGCGGUGCAUCAACGGCUACGUGAACAACAUGGGCGACGCUUGCGAAUGCUCGAGCGGCUGUGUGUCUUGCCCUUCGACGGACAUGGGAACACCGGUCACUAGCGACUCUUCUUGUGUUGUUUGCGGCACGAACUGCACGACGUGCGACACCUCAUCCCUUUGCACCCGCUGCAGCUCUGGUUCCCUUCUCCAGACCAACGGGGUGUGCGUGCAGUCCUGCAACGCUGGGCAGUAUGCUUCGGAGGGCAAGUGUCUGCCUUGCGACUCGUCGUGCACCGAGUGCACGAGUACGGCAACUACGUGCACGAGUUGCGCGGCAAACCACGCUCUGAUCUCGGGUCAAUGCGUCGCCUGUGUGUGGCAAGACGUACCCGGCGCGCAGUGUUCGAGCCUGUGUGGAACUGGUACAAUCCAGCAGCAGAACACUUGCCAGAACACAGCGUUCAGGAAUGCGACGUGCAAUCCCGGGCCUUGUUUUGUCGCUUGCACAACCGAAUGGGGCGAGUGGAGUGCAUGCGCGCGUAACUCGACCAAUCAGUGCAGCUCGAGCCGCUCAAGCCACGUUGCGGACGUGGGAUCGGAAGGGUUUCGGCUCUCGCUCGUCACUGGCUCUCCGUUCGCCCGAAUCCUCGUCUCGACGAGCAGCGUCACAAGCAAUGUGCUGCUGCAGGCUGCUCGUCAAAACACCGUGUUCACUGCCUUGUUGGCCGGCUUCAUCCACGUCCCCGAGCCCGCGACUUACCAGUACACGGUGGAUGGCCGUGGGAAGCUUUCCGUGGAUGAUGAGCCGAUCGCCGCGUCACCGGUUGCUUUGUCGGCGGGCUGGCACAAGCUACGGCUCCUAGUUGAUGUGAAUACCACCGCUAGUUCGAGCUUUGGCGUUCAGUGGCACCAGUCUUUGAGCUCAGCCCCGGUUACAUUCGAGUCGCUUGUGAGCAUGUGCACUCCGUUGCCUCAGGAGACUGCUUUGUGCGAGUCGUGGCUUUGCAACGCGAGUUUGCCGCCGGGCAGCAGCAGCAGCAGCACGGUUGGUCCAGUUGAUGUAGCGACCUCUUCCACUGCCGCAAGGUCAACAACAACCGAAGGACCGCUGGACGACGGUGACAAGCAAAACAAAGGCGCUGCAUCUGCGUCUGCGGUCGCGAUUGGUGCUGGUGUUGGAGGCGGCGCUGCGCUGUUGCUACUCCUUGUGGUGUCGGUGGUGUUGCUCCGGCGACGACGCCACCAGCAGCAGCAGCACAACCCGCAGUCAAACCGCGGCAAACCUAUUGCUACCACGGCUUCGCUCGGAAGUGUCUUUGUCGAGUCGUCGUCAACCACUGCCUUGUACGCCAACGCGAGCCGUCCUCAGCCGUCCGAGUCUCUGUACUCGAGUCCCGAAGAUGUCGCCACGGCUCGCGGCGAGUCGUUGUACGCGGCGCCAGGCGAUGCGGCCACAUCGACGUACUCGCAGCCCGCGCACGCAGCUCCAUACUCACAGCCCAGUGGUGCAUACAUUCUGCCACAGGCAUCUGGCAGCAAGCACGCAGAGGCGACUGGCGAGAGCUUGUACGAGCGGCCCAGCAUGUAUGCUGCUCCGAGCGACUCCAAGGCUGCCGACCUGUACGAAACUCCUGGCACCGCAAACCCAUAUGCCGCUGUUGGCGCUGCAACUGGCGAGGGCUACCAGCAGCCGCAGGAUGGCGUGGCAGGGCUCAACAACAACAACAACAACAACAACAACAACAACAACAACAACAACAACAACAACAACAACAACAACAACAACAACAACAAGAGCAACGCAACAUACGCCAAGGUCAACAAGCCGACGACUGGCGGGGCGGCAGGCUCCAGUGGCGCGCGCGAUGUUUACGCGCAGGUCAACAAGAACGGCAAGCAGUCGGCUGCCCCGAACGCAGUGUAUGCGCAAGUCAACAAGGACGCAAAUUCGCCCACUGUCUGGCACAAGGGUUCUCCUGCACUGACGGCGGAAGAGUCGUUGCUUGUGAGGCAAAAGGGUGACUAUGAAGAGCUUCCAACCUUGGUGAGCAGUUCGGCUUCUUCGGGUGCUGGCGCCAUCAGCAGCAGCAGCGCUAGUGAUUACGAGGAGCUUCCUGGGCAGUAAUAAUAGUUGCUAAGAGUUCGUGUUGUGAAUGGUUUUUGAUCUUGGAAUGUUCUUGUAAAAACAAAACACAA